CUCAGUGAGAAGAGAGUUUCUAUCAAAGCCAUGGCAACUAGAAAAUUUUCUUCGCUCCUCUCUAAAACCUUUGGUACCUCAGUACUUUCAUCACUAAAAGGGAAGAAUAUCAACUUGGGAAGAUGCAGUGUAAGUAGAUAUAGUACUGCUAUUGGUCUUGAAGAACCAAUUACACCACCAGUUAAAGUAAACUACACAAAACUUCUUAUCAACGGGGAAUUUGUGAAUUCUGCUUCAGGAAAAACUUUUCCAACUCAUGACCCAAGGACAGGGAAUGUUAUUGCUCAUGUUGCUGAAGGUGAUAAAGAAGAUAUCAAUCGGGCAGUUGCCGCUGCUCGCACGGCUUUUGACGAGGGACCAUGGCCAAAGAUGACAGCUUAUGAAAGGUCAAGGGUACUUUUUCGCUUUGCGGAUUUGAUCGAUAAACAUAGCGAUGAACUUGCAGCACUCGAGUCAUGGGACACUGGAAAGACCUAUGAACAGGCCUCUCAAAUUGAAUUACCAAUGAUUUCACGUCUAAUUAGAUAUUAUGCUGGAUGGGCCGAUAAGAUUCAUGGUCUAACAGUUCAGGCUGAUGGUCCGUACCAAGUGCAAACCCUACAUGAGCCCAUUGGAGUUGCUGGACAAAUUAUUCCAUGGAAUUUUCCACUUCUCAUGUUUGUAUGGAAGGUCGCACCGGCUUUAGCAACCGGUAACAGUAUUGUACUAAAGACAGCAGAACAAACACCGUUGUCUUCUCUAUAUGCGGCGAAGCUGCUCCAUGAAGCUGGCCUUCCUGAAGGUGUUCUGAAUGUGAUUUCUGGAUUUGGUCCAACAGCUGGUGCAGCUCUUGCUAGUCAUAUGGAUGUGGACAAGCUUGCUUUCACAGGAUCAACUGAAACCGGCAAGAUUGUUUCUGAACUGGCCGGUAGAAGCAACCUUAAGCCAGUGACCCUAGAGCUUGGAGGGAAAUCUCCAUUCAUUGUAUGUGAAGAUGCCGACAUUGACAAGGCUGUUGAAACUGCUCACUUUGCUCUAUUCUUUAACCAGGGACAAUGCUGCUGUGCUGGGUCUCGUACUUUUGUACAUGAAAAAGUUUACGACGAGUUCUUAGAGAAAUCUAAGGCUCGUGCUAUGAAACGUGUUGUUGGUGAUCCCUUCCAGAAGGGUGUCGAACAAGGUCCUCAGAUUGAUUUAGAGCAAUUUGAGAAGGUUAUGAAUUACAUUAAAUCUGGUAUUGAAAGCGGUGCUACCAUUGAAACUGGUGGUGAGAGAUUUGGCGACAAGGGUUUCUAUAUUCAGCCUACUGUCUUCUCAAAUGUCCAGGAUAACAUGUUGAUCGCAAAGGAAGAGAUCUUUGGACCCGUGCAGAGCAUCUUGAAAUUCAAAGAUAUUAGCGAGGUGAUCAAAAGAUCAAAUGCAACAACAUACGGUUUGGCUGCAGGAGUUUUCACCCAGAACAUAGACACGGCAAACACCGUGACGCGUGCGUUAAGAGUAGGAACUGUAUGGGUUAACUGCUUCGAUGUUUUUGACGCGGCAAUUCCUUUUGGUGGGUACAAGAUGAGUGGGCACGGAAGAGAGAAGGGAGUAUACUGUCUUGAUAAUUAUUUGCAAGUGAAAGCCGUGGUUACUUCUUUGGAGAAUCCAGCUUGGUUAUAACCUUAAUAAGUGUUGGGAUCUCUUAUUACUUCUCGUCUUGUCUGUGACGCCGUUUCUUUGGAGUACUCUUUAACAUGACAAUUACGUUUUGGGAAUUUUAAAUAAAUGCCCAUGUGGGGAAAUGCAUUUAACAAAAUGCCUACGUUGAA
Messenger RNA from Papaver somniferum (opium poppy), 1790 nucleotides. RefSeq names its product aldehyde dehydrogenase family 2 member B4, mitochondrial-like. The coding region runs from base 31 to 1641 and encodes 536 amino acids. The transcript is spliced from 11 exons. Gene Ontology annotation, molecular function: aldehyde dehydrogenase (NAD+) activity. Lineage: Eukaryota; Viridiplantae; Streptophyta; Magnoliopsida; Ranunculales; Papaveraceae. The record is from RefSeq and is a predicted model, not a curated record.